CUUCUCCCUCCCCUCUAUUUUCCUUCCUUCUCAUCACUCUCCUCUUCACAGUUCUCAUCCGCUCUCAUCAUCCUUCUCAUCAUCCUUCUCAUGACCCUUCUCUUCGCUCUUCUCUUAACCCAUCUGUCUCCCUUCCCUCUUCUCACCCUUCCACAUUUAUUCCCACCGUCUCAGGUUCACUAAGCCUAAGAAAUACUUAUAGACUUUUAGUCUGUGAUCAGACUUGAUUCACUUCUAGACCAGGUCUCAUUCUUUUAGCUUCUCCCAACCUUGCCUCACCCCUACCUUUGAUCCCUCAUCAUGCUAUGCUGCUACCACAUCACUGUUCAGCGCGGAGAGAACUUGCUGGAACAGUUGGACUGUAUAUUCGAUAUUGAAUCACCCAAAAUUCUUACGUUCGAUGAGAUCUAUCUGCUGCUAUCCGAGAUCGAUGACUUGGAGCAGGACAUCCGCGCCCGACAUUGGAUUGAGGAAAGAGACGCUGAAGAUGACGAGAGCUAUCAUUCCAACGACGACUCGGACAUCUCCAUUAUUGGCGACGACAAGACCGAUCUCCCGGACCUAGAAGACGAUGCACACAGUGAGGAAGAACGAGGGAUUCCGGGAAGGGCGAGUGGCUCAGGAAGAACCGUCGAAAUCGGAGAAGCACAACAGGGAGAUCAAUGCCAGAGUGUCGAACUUGAUGACUGGCACAGUGAAGACGCACCCGAGCAAAACAAUCAACAACGCGUCGCAGACAAUAGUCAUGAACCCAAAGAAAGUGCAGCGCAAGAAGCCUCGGAAGCGGGUGCUGACUCUGAGGCAAGCACUCCCCAAGCCGACUCAGAAGAUGACCAUGACUCGAUCGGUAUCAUGAAGCACGAAUACUGCGAAAAAGAGCCAUGCACGGAGUGUUCCAUCCUCCUCAAGCUUGAAAAUCACCGCCUGGCCUUACGAACUCGAGCGAUGGAACUUUCACGGCCGUCGAUGCGACCUCUUACUAUACUUGAUCUCCCUGACGACUUGCUCCUUCAGAUAUUUGAGUUCUUUCAAGACUUUAGGGUGAACAAAAACCGGAUAAUUUGGUGGACUCAGGAUAUACCGGGCUAUAUCGGUCGGAAUUUGCAUCCAGUCCAGGCCCAGAUAUACCGCAAAACAAUAUCGGACAUCCGCCUUGUUUGUCAUGUGUUCAAUGAUCUAGCCUCACCGCUACUGUGCCCGAUCCUAUUUGUCAAUCUAGACCAGGAGUCCCUUGAUAGAGCUGUCCAUCUGUCGCGAUGUCCACACGUGGCCAAAGGGAUUCUGGGCAUCAAAGUCGGUCUCGCCUUCCGGGUCAAAGAUCAUGAGACAGAUUGUGAAUCGUUUGCAAGACAUCAUCACAGUAUACUGGCAAGCGAACUCGAAGUCUGGAAGAUGGAGGUGAAACAGUCGGAAUCUUCACAAUCUUCCCACAACCAGGACGCACAGCACCUGGUACCCUCUACCGCACUCGGACUUGUCGAGGCUAACUUCUACCACAUGUCACUCGCGAUGAAGCCUUACAUAUUCACCAAGAAGAACGACGGAAUCAUAAUUGAUAAAUCACUUGUCGGACAGCUACGCGCUACGUUUCGCCAAGCGCAGAAGGAGAACAUCAGAAAACGUUCCCUUCAAGUGCAGCUCGUCAGGUCAGGGUCAUUUGUCGCCUCCUUAGCUGCGUGCUUUGCUCGAAUGCCAAGAGCAGAGUCCGUGGGGUUUUGCGACGCAGCGGAGUCACCACUUCCUCACCGGUAUGCUUUGUUGGACCGUUAUCGAUUCCUGGAGGCUCUAUGCCAUCCUCUGAGAUGGGAUGAGAUCAAGAUUCAUCUUUGCAACCCUCUGGUUCCCGACAAGAUCCUCUUCGAACUACCAAUCGCGAUUCAGAGGGCUGGCAAGAUGAUUCGUAACUUACAUGUUGGCUGCUUUCCGUCCGGAGACAGAUUUGCUAUGAUGCCGGUUCAGGGUCCCAUAUCUAGAUUCUCGGAUCAGAGGUUGUGGGCUGACAUACGAACGACAUUCCAGAACCUCCAAGUAGUUACCUUGAAUCAACCCAUGGAUGUCGACGAGGAUAUGAGCGUGCCACCAUCACCGCCGGCGGCCAACACGACGUCUCACUUCAAGGAAUAUCUCAAGGCAAUGUUCUUGGGGUCUGAACUUGAACAAGUCUUUGUCUCCUUAAAUGGGGAUGGAGAGGUUCCAGGUCGAUUCGAAGGGGAUGAGCUGAGUGUGAGCCCGCUUCUGGAAGGAAUCCAGUGGCAGCACCUUAAAGUUUUCCAAAUGACGAAUACCUCGCUGACUGAAAACGAGCUUGCGCAGUGGUGCAACGCCCUUGGACCCCAUUUGGAGGGACUAUUUCUACUCCGAAUCGUGCUUAUAGACGGGUGGUGGGCGCCUAUUCUUGAUAUUCUCCGCAAUAAGGUGACUGAAUCUCGGGAAUAUCAUAGAAAGAAGCCACACGUACAUAUACAUGACCUCCAAGGGGCGGAGAUGGGGUUCGCGGACAUUCCAAUGUGGGACGAGGAAGUAGCAAACGAUGAAGACCUGGAGCUUCGGGCUUACCACUACGUGACCGGGUGGGCAUAUUUGAAGGGGGAGAAUCCUCGCCGCAAAGUGUUGAACAAAGCCCUGUAGUUUCUGGUCAUAUCCCAGAACUCAAUCGGGCGCUUGCAUGGGUGUUUGGUAUGCUAGUGCUACGAGGUGUCAAGGGAUCUACUGCAGCAUUGAUUGCCAUGAAUCCUGUGUGUUUUCAGUCUCUCUUUCGGUUAUGCCUGUUGCUGUUUCUGCACCGAUCUGUAUUCAAACAUGUUCUUUUCUGAUUUCCUCAUGUCUGAGUAUUCGCCUCUGUCCAGAUAUUGCUAGCAAAUGCCUGGACUUGUUCUUCAUGUUAUUACAACAUCACCGAUUUCUAUCAGCAAUGGCAAGUUGAUUCGCUCUAACAUUUGAUGGCAUUGACUGGGUGACCAACGAUAUACAUUGUGCAUAUCAAAGCAGCUUUCUUGCGUUCUAUGUCCUUCUAUCCCAAUCGCGUCCCGUCGGGGCUCGUCCGACCGCUGCCUCCCUUCCCUGGCUAC
Aspergillus japonicus CBS 114.51 is the source of this 3068-nucleotide messenger RNA. RefSeq lists its product as uncharacterized. The transcript has a single exon. The record is from RefSeq and is a predicted model, not a curated record. Lineage: Eukaryota; Fungi; Ascomycota; Eurotiomycetes; Eurotiales; Aspergillaceae. The coding region runs from base 301 to 2628 and encodes 775 amino acids.